CCCACCCCGUGCCCCGCUCCUCCCGCCACAGCCAGCUCUAAGAUGCCCCGCUAUGAACUGGCUUUGAUCCUGAAAGCCAUGCAGAGGGGUUGGUACAGUAGGCCUCACUAAACUUAGCUGCAACUAAGAAUUUCUCCUACAUCAACUGAGUUAAGGCUGAUGCUCUUGUGGAAUGUGGAUUAAAAGUGCGUGCUAAGUUCCCAAAUUUGAGAAGCGGAGAAAAGUAAAUGUACCACUGCCACCAGCAUCAGGACAGCAAACCAAGGGACAAAGAAUUUGACCCGCUGUGUUGAUUUUGGUUAAAACUGGUUCACGUGGUGCUUAAGAGACGUUGGCUGGGGGGCGAGAAGUGGACGUCAGCGAAGGCUUUUUUGGUUACAAAAUGAGGGCUGCUUUGGAGCCAGCAGACAUUGCCAUUGUGGCCCUGUACUUCGUGGUUGUAAUGUGCAUAGGUUUCUUUGCCAUGUGGAAAAACAAUCGGAGCACCGUGAGUGGCUACUUUUUGGCAGGGCGUUCUAUGACCUGGGUAGCGAUCGGGGCCUCGUUGUUUGUGAGCAAUAUUGGAAGUGAACAUUUCAUUGGGCUCGCAGGAUCUGGAGCGGCGAGCGGAUUCGCCGUAGGCGCGUGGGAGUUCAACGCCUUAAUGCUUUUGCAGCUUUUGGGAUGGGUCUUCGUGCCAGUCUACAUCCGCUCGGGAGUGUACACCAUGCCCGAAUACUUGUCCAAGCGGUUCGGAGGGCAUAGGAUUCAGAUCUAUUUUGCAGCGUUGUCUCUAAUCCUUUAUAUCUUCACCAAACUCUCGGUUGACUUGUAUUCAGGGGCGCUUUUUAUCCAAGAGUCCCUAGGGUGGAACCUGUACCUGUCGGUGAUCCUGCUGAUCGGCAUGACGGCGCUGCUGACGGUGACCGGGGGGCUGGUGGCCGUCAUCUACACGGACACGCUGCAGGCGCUGCUGAUGAUCAUCGGGGCCCUCACGCUCAUGUGCAUUAGCCUCAUAGAGGUCGGCGGGUUCAAGGAAGUGAAAAGGAGGUACAUGUUGGCCUCGCCGAACAUCACCUCCAUCCUCCUGACCUACAACAUCUCCAACACCAACUCGUGCAACGUCGGCCCGAAGCCCGACGCUCUCAAGAUGCUGCGCGAGCCGACGGACGAGGACAUUCCCUGGCCCGGGUUUCUGCUGGGACAGACCCCGGCCUCGGUGUGGUACUGGUGCGCCGACCAAGUCAUCGUGCAGAGAGUCCUGGCCGCCAAAAACAUCGCUCACGCCAAAGGCUCCACCCUCAUGGCCGGCUUCCUGAAGCUGCUGCCCAUGUUCAUCAUCGUGGUGCCGGGGAUGAUCUCCCGCAUCCUGUUCGUGGACGACAUCGCCUGCAUCAACCCCGAGCACUGCUUCCAGGUGUGCGGCAGCCGGGCCGGCUGCUCCAACAUCGCCUACCCGCGCCUGGUGAUGAACCUGGUGCCCGUGGGGCUGCGCGGGCUCAUGAUGGCCGUGAUGAUCGCCGCCCUCAUGAGCGACCUGGACUCCAUCUUCAACAGCGCCAGCACCAUCUUCACGCUCGACGUCUACAAGCUGCUGCGCAAGGGCGCGACCUCCCGCGAGCUGAUGGUGGUGGGCAGGGUCUUCGUGGCCUUCAUGGUGGCCAUCAGCAUCGCCUGGGUGCCCAUCAUCGUGGAGAUGCAGGGCGGGCAGAUGUACCUGUACAUCCAGGAGGUGGCCGAUUACCUGACGCCGCCGGUGGCCGCCCUGUUCCUCAUGGCCAUCUUCUGGAAGCGCUGCAACGAGCAGGGCGCUUUCUACGGCGGCAUGGUGGGCUUCGUGCUGGGCGCCACCCGCCUGGUGCUGGCCUUCUUCUACCGCGCCCCCGAGUGCGACCAGCCCGACACCAGGCCCGGCUUCAUCAAGAACAUCCACUACAUGUACGUGGCCACGGCGCUGUUCUGGAUCACCGGCGCCGUGACGGCGGUGGUGAGCCUGCUGACGCCGCCGCCCACCAAGGAGCAGGUGAGGACCACCACGUUCUGGGCGCUGAUGAAGCGCGGCGCGCCGGAGAGCGCCGGCAAGGGCGAGCUGUACCAGGCGCGGGAGAAGGGCAUCCUCAAGUGCAACGAGAACGCCAACCACGUCAUCCCCAACGGCAAGUCGGAGGAGAACGUGAAGAACGUCAAGCCGGAGGACAUCAACCUGCUGGUGACGUGCAGGGAUGACAGCAACCCGGGCAUGUCGGUGAGCCACUCGGAGGUGGAGACGCCCGUGGAUUGUUACUCCAACGGACAGGCCGCCCUGAUGGGGGAGAAGAAGCGCCAGGAGGAGGAGGAGGAGGAGGAGGGGACUGACGGCUCGGCCAGACAUUUGAAAUUCAUAGAUUGGUUCUGUGGCUUUAAAAGUAAAAACGUGAACAAGAGAGUGGUUCGGGAGGUUGAGGAAGAGACUGUUUGUUUACAAAUGCUGGAAGAGACUCCAAAAGUUAAACUAUUACUAAAUACUGGACUGGUCUGUGUCUGUUCAAUUGGAAUCUUCAUGUUUGUCUACUUCUCUUUGUGAGUGAAUAGUGAACUUUUAAGGGUAUGGCUUAAACAUACAGAAGUUGAUACAGGUCUCUGGAGAUUUUUGGUUUUUCUUUUCUUUUCAAACAACAUAACCACAACCCAGGCAUUGUUUACGCUAUAAUUGUAAGAUGGACUCAGCUUUAGCCUAUUUCGAGACCAUUUGAGAUGUGUUGUCCUCCCUCUGCUGAAAGCAGAACCUGUCCUGUGGUGGCUUUUUCUUUUUCCCCUUUUGUGUUUAUUUUUUUCCUUUCCAUUUGCAGCACUAACCUUUUGUUUUUCUGUGUAUAAAUAUACCAAAGGCAGGCAGGUGGCUGUGUUUGAAGUCAGGCAGUUACAGCUCAGUCAGCAUUAAGUGAAGAUAACAGGUAAUCAGUUACCAGUGUGUAAAAUCUGAGAGAUUAAAGCUGUAUCAAAAGAUUUUUAAAUGCAGAGUUGUGAUGCACAUUUAUAAAAUAACUGUAUUACCUUGGCCAACUUAGCACUUUUUAAUUGCACUCACUGCUUUUUUUCUUCUCUUUUUUUUUUCAGUUUCUCAUUUUUCUUCUGGCAACAACAGGAAGCUGUUUUGUCUCAUUUUAUAGCACUUAAAACAUGAUAGCUCUUAGCAGCUUUCUGCCUUUUUUUUAUUCUUUGUAAGGAAUUUUUGUCUUUUGAUUUUUAUUCACUGUAAAUUCCAUUACUGAAAAGUUUCUGUAUUAAAAAAAAAAAAGAAAAGAAAAAGAAAAAAAACUAAAAAAUAAGCCUGGAGAUGACAAACUGUCAAUGGAGGCGGAGGAAAAAGAAAUAUUCUUUCUGUGGGGUUGGUAGUAUGUUGAAAUUGAAGAACCCUAGAAUUUUUAGGGUGGGUUUGGGAUGUCCCUGGGCAGCUGUUCCAGGGCCCUGCCACCUCCGCGGAAAGAAAUUUUUCCUCAGGUUUGGGUGGAAUUUCUUGAGUUUCAGUAAAUGGCCAAAAAGACUCAUUCAGCCUCUCCAGCCUCUGAACCUUUAGGACAUUUGUUAGGAUUAGCUUCUUUUUAGGGAACAACCUGUUUUUGGGUUCUCCAACAUGGGAGAAAGAGAAGCAGGAGGCUUUGCAUGUCUUGAGGAGCUGUUUCUCACCCUGCAGAAGGGUUUUCCUCUGCUGUGUCCAGGAGGAGUCCCUGCAGCCCUGAUGCUGCAGGGGGAGAACAGCUGGGAAGGCAGGGAAGGGGAAAUGGGAGAGAGAGGUGAAAGUGCUCCUUGUUUUCCAGAGUCCUUUUUCCUCAGGUCUUCUCCCACUUCCCCUUUCACCCUGUCAAACUUUCUAAUUGUUUUUUCGAGGAAUCUCAGAAUCCCUGAGCUUGGAGAAGCCCUCCCUGAGUUCCAGCUGUGCCCAGUCCCCUCCUUGUCACCCAGCCCAAAGUGCCACAUUCCUCUGACACCUCCCUGGGCAGCUCCUUCCCACGAGUGACCUCUGUGUGAGGAAAUUCCCUCCUUUGCUCCCUCCCUGCUGGGAAGGAUCCGCAGGGAUUCGGUGUCAGGAGCAGGGAGCGCGUGCAGCCACGAUCUGUGUCGCCAAUUGAGGUCUGUCCUGUCCUCAGGAUUUUUCCAAAAACCUCAAUUCCUCCCUGGCAGUCCCAGCUGUUUGUAGGUCUGCAGAUCCAGAGGGUUUUUGCUGCUGAAGGGUGGGUGCCCAGGCAGGGAUGAGCAGUUCCCAGGCGUGCAGGGUCCCCCAGCCAAGCUGGCUCCUGGUUUUGGGAGCAGAGCCCACCAGGAUUCAGCUCCUUCCCUCUCCAGCACGCAGUGCUCAUAUCCAGGCUUUCCAUGGAAAUAAUUCCUCCUGUCUUUGCUCCUGAGCUCCUUCAGGAGAGCACAAACCAAAAUGGGGCUGAGGGACCAUUGUCAGCGUUCACCAAAACCAGUUCAGGGUCCAGCACACAGACAAGAACCAAUUCCUGUGGGGGAAACCACUUUGUAGAGAUGAAAUUUGGGUCAAUCCUGCCUUUGGCUGCUGGAGAAAAGUUUGUUUUUCCAGUGGUGCCAUCCACGUGGCUUGUAGUAGACCAUUUACAACACAUUUUCAGGUAAAAGGAUUCACUUCUAUUUUUAGAUUGUUUUUGUUUGUUUUGGUGGUGUUUUUAUGUAGAUUAAAUCUCAUUCAUUCCAAUACUUUGACCAGAGGCUGAGCUUGCCCCACUUUUCUCCACUUGGUUUAGUUGUUGCUGCUGGGAAGUAGAACUACUCCAAAGUGGAAAACUUGGGAGUGUUGUCGCAAUAUUCGUAGAGAGGAAUCACCAUACCUAGUGCUGAUGUUGCUACCAACGGGACAAGACACAUUUUCUUAUGAUUGGUUUGGGAGAGCAUCUUAGAUCCUUAAAUCCUAUUCAAGGGUGUGUGAAAUUAAUGGCAUCUCAAGUUGCUUCAUUAGUGGGCUGAGCUGUGAGGGAUGGUUUGAUGUAAAACGCGGGGAAUUGUUUCCAUACAGGAUAAAAUAAUUCAGGGCAACGUUUGAUCCUAGUGAGAUGAAAAAAUAACAACUUGUAGAGGGUAAAGAUCAUCCUCAGCCCGACAAUAUCCUCUUGAGAAGGUUGGGAUGUGGCUCAAACACCCGAUUUUGAAGGGAAGGAGAUUUGUGUUGAGAACUUUGGAGCAGCAGAGCUCGGCACGACUUUGGGAGCAGCAGGAUUUUCCAGGCUGCUCCUCCUCACCCUCGAUGUCACCUCGCUUUGCCACCACCUGGGAAGCCAGGUUAGCUCAGGGACCCUUUUGCCGCUGCCCAGGGUGCCUUAGGGGGGGCGGCUGGAGGAGGCUGGAGGAGGCGCUGCUGGCGUCCCCCUGCUCCUUCCACCCCUGGUGACACAGGGGACACGGGCAGCAGUGACCAGACACAGCCCCGUGUCCUGCUUGGGGACAUCAUGGGCACAGCUCUGUGUCCUGAUGGGGCACAGC
Messenger RNA from Ficedula albicollis (Collared flycatcher), 5454 nucleotides. RefSeq names its product solute carrier family 5 member 3 (gene SLC5A3). Gene Ontology annotation, biological process: myo-inositol transport; inositol metabolic process; transmembrane transport. Gene Ontology annotation, molecular function: D-glucose:sodium symporter activity. The record is from RefSeq and is a predicted model, not a curated record. NCBI's taxonomy places the organism in Eukaryota, Metazoa, Chordata, Aves, Passeriformes, Muscicapidae. The coding region runs from base 383 to 2542 and encodes 719 amino acids. The transcript is spliced from 2 exons. Gene Ontology annotation, cellular component: plasma membrane.